This is a messenger RNA of Ahaetulla prasina, 2675 nucleotides long. RefSeq names its product transmembrane protein 230 (gene TMEM230). The record is from RefSeq and is a predicted model, not a curated record. Gene Ontology annotation, biological process: synaptic vesicle transport. Gene Ontology annotation, cellular component: endomembrane system; synaptic vesicle. The coding region runs from base 266 to 625 and encodes 119 amino acids. NCBI's taxonomy places the organism in Eukaryota, Metazoa, Chordata, Lepidosauria, Squamata, Colubridae. The transcript is spliced from 4 exons.
UGGUGGCGCAGUGGUUAGAAUGCAGAAUUGCCCCCUGACUGCCAGUGGUGGGUUGCUACCGGUUCGCCCCUGAUUGGGCAAACCUGUGGCGGUGGUGGCAUGCGCAGAAGCAUCAAGCGUGCACACGUCCAUGAGCAAACCGGUAGCGACGGCUACUGGACCCUGCCCACUGCCAGGAAUUCAGUCCUGACCUGCUCAGGGUUGACUCAGCCUUCCCUCCUUCCGGGGUUGUAGCUGAGAGGAGUUGUUGGUUCUGCUGAGGAAGAUGCCGUCCAGGACGAAUUUGGCUGCUUCCAUCCCCAGCAGCAAAGUGAAAUAUUCUAAGCUCGCUUGCACGGAUGAAGGGUACAUUGAUCUGCAGUUCAAGAAGAGCCCCCCGAAGGUUCCCUACAAGGCGAUUGCGCUGGCCACCGUGCUGUUCCUGAUCGGGACCCUCCUCAUCAUCAUCGGUGCGCUCCUCCUGGCAGGAUACAUUAGCCAAGGGGGAACCGAUCGCGCAAUUCCUGUCUUGAUCAUCGGAAUCCUGGUUUUCCUUCCUGGCUUCUACCACCUGCGAAUCGCCUACUUCGCUUCCAAAGGCUACCGGGGCUAUUCUUACGACGACAUUCCGGAUUUCGAUGAUUAGAAGGCUCUGAAGCAGAGGUCUCCAAGCUUGGUCCCUUUAAGACUUAUGGACUUCAACUGCCAGAGUCCCUCAGCCAGCAAAGCUGGCUGAGGAACUCUGGGAGUUGAAGUCCACAAGUCUUAAAGGGACCAAGCUUGGAGACCUCUGCUAUGAAGAACACGGGAAUUUUGGGCCGCCCAGAUCUCAGCCUGGCUCCAGAGAGAAGAUGCAAAAAAAAAAAAAAAAUAAGCUCAAUCGAGCGAAUGCUCUCUUUGGACAAUCAACCUAGCAGCUGUUAAUACCCAUUCAGGAUUUCUUUGGUAGGACUUUCGAUGCUUGGUUUUUCCUCUCUGGCCCCUCUGAAGGCAAAUUAGCAGCGUCGCAUGGAGGAGGUCUCGUGAGACCAGCUUUUGCCUUGAGGUGGGAAGUUAUUGACAGCCAUGCUCCUCCCACCCAGCCGCAGGAGGAAAACAAACUCAGGGGUUUAAUAGGCGCUUCUACUUUUUUAUUAUUAUUACUGUUAUUAUUUCACUUCUUCCUCUAGAGCAGAACCUCUGCAAAGCUGAUUAUCUGGAUCCAGGGGUGAAAGGUGGAGCCCUAAUUAAAUUUGUCUAGGCCAGGGGCCGGGAGCGAGAGCGCUGACCUCUCGUUGCUGAAUUGUGAUCCAAUGCAAGCGCAACCUUGAAUGCUGCUCUGAGCUACUUUCGGGGGAAAUUAAGAAGGGUUACGGCUAGAGAUGAGGCAGAAUAAUUUUAGCAUUCGAAACAUGUUGCAUUCCCCCCCCUCCUGAAUUUUUUCCCCCAAUUUCCCCACGGGCAGCCACCAACAAAUCUGAGCCAGGAGGGACUUCAGGUUUCAUCCUCAGCAGUAGGUGAGGACACCCUCUGUCCCCACCUCUGUCACACUGACAGAUUUUUUUGUUAUGCUGGGGAAAGUGUGUUGCUAGUCCUCUUGAAGCAAGCAAUGUGGGAAUUUUUCUCCAGUCCCAGCUUGAUCUCUUCAGGAUCUCGGUAAAGAAGAGAUUUUUGUGAUCGGAUCCUGUCCUCGUUAUGUCUUGAGAUUUUCAACUCACGUCUAUGGAUCAGGUAUCCCUAGGAUCCCUGGAUACCGUUCCAGGGCUGUUAGGAUUGGCUCCUGGGAGAGUAAGCCAAAGGGGAGGUAGCAUCCUUGGACAGAAUUGGGCUGUGACCCAGCACUCGGGGGGCGGGGAGGGUGGGGGGGGAAAUUCCCAGAAUUCCCCAGCCAGCAAAUAAUAUGGCGCCACAGAGUUGCAAUAGGAUAAAUGUUAUAAUUCAGUAUCUAAGGAAGCUAACCAUCUAAGUCCUGUAAGUUACCUAAGGCAGGGGUCUCCAACCUUGGCAACUUUAAGCCUGGUGGACUUCAACUCCCAGAAUACCCCAGCCAGCAAAGCUGGAAUUCUGGGAGUUGAAGUCCUCCAGGCUUAAAGUUGCCAAGGUUGGAGACCCCUGUUCUAAAGGGACCAUAGCUGCCCACCCUUUUAUGACCUGUGGACUUGGCCGGCUCAGGAAUUCUGGGAGUUGAAGUCUAUAGAGUUUCUAAUGGGUCUAUAAUUGCCUAUCCAGAGAGAGAUGAAGACAUUACUGUCCAUGAGUCAUGGCUAGGUGUCUCCAGGAAAAGCUGGAUAGCUUGGAAAGUGCAAAUGGAUGUGUGCCCACACCCAAACACAUGCACACACAAGCAUGCAACCCGGAGACCUCAGAAAUGAUAACAACACCUGAUUGAAGUCGGCUCAAGUGUCCAGGUCAGCAGCACCCAAGGUGAAGCCACGCUUAUUUUUGCGUUUGUUAAUGUUGAAGUAACCAUGAUUUCUUGAAGGGGUUUGGGUUUUGUUUUUGUUUUUUGACAGGCUGCCUGGACCAAUUGUCUUGUGCUGUGCAGAGAUCCUGGACUUGCUUUUGCCGCCCAGGGAAUUAUUGGCGUUUCUUUUUCUCUCUGGAUUCUCCCACAGGAUUUACAGCCUGUGGAAUGCAAGGGAAAGCUUAAAUAUGUGUUGGAAAAGCUUAAUCCGCAGAUGCCAGUUGCCUACUUAAUAAAGUACUUGUGAUGUUCA